Didymodactylos carnosus is the source of this 531-nucleotide messenger RNA. The record is from the annotation of a GenBank genome assembly. Lineage: Eukaryota; Metazoa; Rotifera; Eurotatoria; Philodinida; Philodinidae.
AUGACGAAACAUCGUUCUGUAUCAGGAUCUCAGCAACCGUCUCGUCGACAUUCUCCUUCGACAGUGAACGGCGGCACAAAAACACACACAAAGAAGAAAACGAGUCCCAAUGGUCUAUCAGGUAGUAAAACUCCGCGAAAAUCGACGACCACAGUUAACGAACUCAAGGGACGAAAGUCACAAGCUACAAUUGGCGGAGUAAAACGCACUAAAUCUCAGUUAGGAAAAGAUCUGCAGAAGUCUGGAAAGUAUGGCAAUAGAGCAAGAGAUCAGUACGACGAAUCUCCACGUCCUUUAGCAAGAAAAGCCUCCUCACAUCAGUCUAUAGCAGAGAGACAGCGUCGAAAAAGUAAAACAACAGGCGGUGGUCAUUCGCGCAAGCAUAGAGAUGAGGAUGAUUACUUUGAGGACACCGAUGCAUACGACAAUGCUGCCUACGAAGCUGAUAAAAGAUCGGAAAUGUUACAAAGAGAAAGAGAGAGAGGCGGUGGCGGGUUUUACACAAAGAAAUUGCAAAGUAGUAGAAGGUAG